AUGGGGCCCCCCAGUGGUUCUCCUGCAUGCAGCGGAGUGCCUGCAGCAGCGGAGGAAACCCAUAGUAAACUCUCGCAGCAGCAGCAACAGCAACACGAGCAGCAGCAAGAGCAACACGAGCAGCAGCAGCAGGAACAGCAGCAGGAGCAGGAGCAUCUGGCGGAGGUGAUGAAGGCAGCAAUGGCGUUGAUAGAGCAGUGUAAAGAGAUAGCCAGGAGAAAACAAAAACUGGCUUUCUGUGUUGUCUCCCCUGAGGUGGCUCGCGAGCUGCUGCAGAAGCUUCUGUCUCUUGGGGUGCUGAGCAGGGGCCCGGGGCGGGGCAAGUGCUACAGCGAUCGUAAUUUUUAUUUUUUUUUAUGUCAGCAGCAGCAGCAACAGCAACACGAGCAGCAGCAGCAGGAACACGAGCAGCAGCAGCAGGAACACGAGCAGCAGCAGCAGGAACAGCAGCAAGAGCAGGAGCAUCUGGCAGAGGUGAUGAAGGCAGCAAUGGCGUUGAUAGAGCAGUGUAAAGAGAUAGCCAGGAGAAAACAAAAACUAAGCGUCGAGGAGAUUGCAGCUUUCUGUGUUGUCUCCCCUGAGGUGGCUCGCGAGCUGCUGCAGAAGCUGCUGUCUCUUGGGGUGCUGAGCAGGGGCCCGGGGCGGGGCAAGUGCUACAGAGGACGAGCCUGCAGCCUCUCACAGCAGCAGCAAGCGGAAAAGAGCAGCAGCAGCAGCAGCAGCAACAGCAGCAACAGCAGCAACAGCAGCAACAGCAACUGCAGCAGCAGCAGCAGCAGCAGCAGCAACAGCAGCAACAGCAACAGCAGCAGCAGCAAAAGGCCCCCAGCUGGCGGAAAAGAGCAGCAGCAGCAGCAGCAGAAACAGCAACAGCAGCAACAGCAACUGCAGCAGCAGCAGCAGCAGCAGCAACAGCAGCAACAGCAACAGCAGCAGCAGCAAAAGGCCCCCAGCUAG
Molecule: messenger RNA, 957 nt
Organism: Eimeria mitis
Lineage: Eukaryota; Apicomplexa; Conoidasida; Eucoccidiorida; Eimeriidae
Exons: 6
Coding region: 1-957 (318 amino acids)
Source: RefSeq, a predicted model, not a curated record